AACCAGCCGCGUGAUAGUCCUCAAAACCUCGACUUCUUCUUCUCCUUCUGACACACCGCCCUCCAUCCAUCACCGUUCCAUCACCGUUCCAUCACUCACCAUCCCCAUCUGCAACUCCAACUCUAUCCUCUUCACAAACAAUCUGUGCUUCCACAUCACCAACCACAAACACAACAAUGGCUUCCCCCGUCGUCCGCCUCACCCUCUUCAAGAUCCCCGACCCCCAAGACAUCGACUACCUGGUAGCCAAGUUCAGCACGAUCCAGACAGACGCCGUCAAGGUACCUGCCAAGCCCUACAUCUUCGCCGCCAGCACCAGCAAGCUGCACGAGGAGCCCCGCAACCAGGGCUACACCGUCGUCGCCCGCAUCAUCUUCCACUCGAUGGCCGACAUGGAGUACUACGACAAGGAGUGCCCCGCUCACGCCGCUAUCAAGGAAGCUGGCAAGGGCAAGGCUACCGAGCCACCUUUGAUCGUCUCUAUGGACGCCAACCCGGCCGAGGCCAAGCGCAUGAUGGCCAUGCUCAAGGAGACGUACGGUGACGAUGGUGAGGGCGGAAAGGUCUAGCAGUGUGUCCACGCUGCUCUGGGCUAGAGGGCGGGAUCUCCACGAGCGGAGCGGUGAAGUGCCGGAGGAGGGGGUUGCUGGCAUUCAUAAGUCCAUUUCCACAGGGCCAUGGGACGGGGCACCGUCUGAGCUGGCGUAGCA
Mytilinidion resinicola is the source of this 710-nucleotide messenger RNA. RefSeq lists its product as uncharacterized. The transcript is spliced from 3 exons. Lineage: Eukaryota; Fungi; Ascomycota; Dothideomycetes; Mytilinidiales; Mytilinidiaceae. The record is from RefSeq and is a predicted model, not a curated record. The coding region runs from base 177 to 569 and encodes 130 amino acids.